Molecule: messenger RNA, 1687 nt
Organism: Pieris rapae (cabbage white)
Lineage: Eukaryota; Metazoa; Arthropoda; Insecta; Lepidoptera; Pieridae
Product: replication stress response regulator SDE2
Exons: 2
Coding region: 183-857 (224 amino acids)
Cellular component (GO): nucleus
Source: RefSeq, a predicted model, not a curated record
CUAUUAUCUGUGGAGUGUAGAGUAAGGAUUUAUUUUCUCAAAAUGGAUGUUAUUAUUCUUUUAAGAAUUUAGAUCAUAAUAAUUGAUGUGAAAGUGUAAAGUGAAAUCAAGCUAACGUACUAUAGUAACAUAUAGACUAAACUUGUAUCCAUAUAAUAAUUUAUUUUUUCACGGCCUCAAACAUGAGUGCUAUCAUUUAUUUCGAAAACAAGAUAAUUACACCUUUAACACCUUGCAAUAAUAUUCAUGAUUUGAAGCAAACAAUUUUUAAACAAUAUGGUAUUCCCUAUAACCAUAUAUACGUAACUAUAAAUGGAAAGUUAGCCGAUCCUGGUGUGGUUCUCCACGAAUCAAACAUUGUUAGACUGUCUACACGAUUAAUCGGAGGAAAAGGCGGUUUCGGUUCUAUGUUGAGGGCGAUUGGCGCUCAAAUCGAAAAAACAACAAAUCGUGAAGCUUGCCGAGAUCUUUCCGGUCGUCGAUUACGUGAUAUCAACGAAGAAAAGCGUCUAAGAAAGUGGCUAGAAGGUCAAGACGAAAGAGAACGAGAAGCUAUUGAAAGAAAACAGAAAAAGCUUGAGAAACUGCUUGCUGAGCCGAAGAUUGAGGUUAAUUUGAAUCCCAGUUAUGAGAAAGAGCGUCAAGAGUUACCUGAACGUGUGAGUUCAGCUGUAGAUGCAGGGUGGCAGGCAGCGGGAACCUCAGGUGAAAGAAAACGUAAAUCGGACGAAGUACUCAAGAAGAAGAAGAAAGCUAAGUUGUGGAUUGAUGCAGAGUUAUCGGAUUGUUCAUCAUCAAGUGAAAGUGAAAAAGAGUCGACCAAUGAUAUACCUGACGCCAUAGCUGUGUCACUCUAGUCAUAAAUCUGAGUUAAAAACAUACAUAAUAGCAUAUUUUUGUAAGAGAAUAUUGAAUGAAUAUUAUGACUAAAUAAUUGUUUAUUAUAAUAUAAAAUCAAAAGCACCUUGCCUGUUCAUUAUUUAUAUUAAUAUAAUUGAAAUCACAAGAGUUAAAAAAGGGAAAGGAAUGAUUAAAAAAUUAAGAUUGUGUAAUAUUAAUUUUUUUGACACUAUGGAACCAUUUUCUAUGGAAAAAUUAAUGAUCAGAAAUAAAAAUCUGUGACAAUAUUUUCUUAUUAUUAAUUAUAUUUCAGAAAGUCUCUAUUGUAGUACUAAUGGUUUUGCUGAUUGCAUUAGUUACUGCCCGACCAAAUGAAUUUGAUGAUGAUGAAGGCCAGGAAGUGGAUAGAAGAGGUGAAGUGCCUAGAGUUCAAAUCAAGGUGUACAGAGGUCCGACAAAACAUGAUGGCCAUGCUCCUUGGGGAUUCUGGGUGAAACAACCAUCAGAUGAUAAAUAAGCUCAAACAACUUUAAACUAAUUGAAGGCUGUUUACAGACAAGACGUAUUGGAGUCAUAAUUUGCGCUUAUUCUGACUGAAUAUUUAAAAUUAUAAAGAUAAGAUUUUAUUUUUCCCUCUCUCUUUACCUUCUCUAUUUAGUCAGUAAACUAUACAUUUCCUAAACAAUUUCUGUGAAGGAAAAUUCAAUGUUUUUGUCUGAUUUAAGUUUAAGUCUCAAUAAUAUGCAUUGUUAACAAAGAUAUCCAGCAAUGUGAAGUAAUGUAUGUGUAUGUGGUUUCAACUAAGAAUGUAAAAAUCCGCAAUAAUAAAUAAAUCAAUGUUUAAGAA